UGAUACUACAAACAAGACCAAAACACAAGCAACAUGACGAGAACAAAGAAAUGGACUGUACACGAGAAGGCGUCGACCCCCAGAUUUUUCACCCAUAAUGGCCAUUUUAAUACAGACCCCAAUAAGGUCAACAAGAAUGGAAGCGGCAAGUUCAACUGGGGCAAGCCAGGCGACGAGCUUAUGGAUGAAAGUGAAUUUCCUAGUACGGGCAGACGGAAUUCAAACCACAUGGCAAAUGAGCAGGAUAUGCAA
Molecule: messenger RNA, 252 nt
Organism: Metschnikowia bicuspidata var. bicuspidata NRRL YB-4993
Lineage: Eukaryota; Fungi; Ascomycota; Pichiomycetes; Serinales; Metschnikowiaceae
Gene: STF2
Product: Stf2p
Exons: 1
Source: RefSeq, a predicted model, not a curated record